Messenger RNA from Paramacrobiotus metropolitanus, 1468 nucleotides. RefSeq lists its product as uncharacterized. Gene Ontology annotation, molecular function: carboxy-lyase activity; hydrolase activity. The record is from RefSeq and is a predicted model, not a curated record. NCBI's taxonomy places the organism in Eukaryota, Metazoa, Tardigrada, Eutardigrada, Parachela, Macrobiotidae. Gene Ontology annotation, cellular component: cytoplasm; cytosol. Gene Ontology annotation, biological process: secondary metabolic process.
UUUACCGAGCUUCAACGCGAAAAUCCAGACGAGCACAUGCUAUAGUAAAGAAUCAGAACGAAAUGUUAUAGCCGUAAGCGACUUUUCUGGGUAAUUGUCUUUUAUUUAAAAACUUUUAUAGAGCUAAUUAAAAGGCUAAUUGCAUGUUUACAGAUAAUUGUACGCGUUCUGUGAAAAACUAAUUACUGAAUUUCCAUGACUUGCAUUAUACAUAAUCGCUUGCGGCAUGUUUGUACAUAGCGCAUUCGCAUACAUAGUUGAACGCAAAACUAGCAUGCAUUUUCCCCUUGUAUUAUUUCCCACAGUUUUGAUUAAUUUGAUCAACGGAUAUCCCAUUCCCAUGCCGAAGACACCGGCACGUAUCGACGUCCAUCACCACUAUCUUCACUUCUACCGGGAUGCGCUGGUCGCCAACGGCGGCGAUACCGGCAACUUCGGAACCCCGGAAUGGUCACUCGAAAGCGAUGACGAAUUCUGUAAAAACAACAGCAUCACCACGGCCAUGUUUUCCAUCUCCUCCCCCGGCACGGACGCCAUGCCGGACGCCCAGGCUAUCCAGCUGGUCCGGCGGGUUAACGAGUACGGCGCAUCCAUCCGCAGCCAAAACCCCUCGAAAUACGGAUUCUUCGCGGCGCUACCGUCCUUAUUCUUAAAAGACGCGACACUAGCCGAGAUUGCGUACGCCCUGGACACCCUCCACGCGGACGGUGACCUUUUUUCCAGCUACGGCAAUGCGACGAAAUAUCUCGGGCACCCGGAUUUUCGGGAGAUCUGGGCGGCGCUGAAUGACCGCAACGCAACGGUGUUCAUCCACCCGACGUACGGAUGCAGUCUGACGCCGGUCUCCGCGAAUUUGAGUAUUUCCACGAUUGAUUUCCAGGAGACCACCAGGACCAUCGUUGACAUGGUGGCGGCCAAUGUUCUGCGGGAUUUUCCAAAGGUCAGUGUGAUUGUUUCGCAUGCCGGUGGAACGCUGCCGUAUAUUGCCGGACGGCUGGAGAAUUCGUUGUACGACGCCAAGAGGAUUAAUAAAUCGCCGGAAGAAUUUACGAAGGAUGUGCAGAUGCUGUACUAUGAUACGGCCACGUCGAAGUACGAUUUAACGCUGGAUUUGUUAACGCAGUUUGCCAAAACGGAUCGAAUAUUGUUUGGGAGUGACUUUCCUUAUCAUCCAAUUCAUGCAGUCGAAGCGGAAACGCAAAGAUUUAAUGAAUAUAUCAAGAAAAAAAACCGACCGGAAAUUGACGCUAUUAAUGCGCAAAACGCUUUGAAAUUGUUUCCUAGAUUAACCGGCAAUUAGAAAUAGCGUUGACGGGAUAUGUUAUAAAGAUGUGCUUUCGGUUGUAAAUAACCGUCUCCAGUCCGCCAGAUGUUCGAGCUUCUUUUCUCUACGUGGUAUAUCUCUACUUUUAAUAUAUCCGCAAAUUAAUAGAGACCGGGACAAUAAAACUUUUCAUUCUUACAUUUG